AUGCCAAUCACAAAUGUCUAUAUUUCAAAAGGGUCAAAAAUGCUUCAUGGCUGGUAUGCUCAUCUAAUACCAUAUGAGAUGACUAUUAAAGAGUUUUUUGAUAAACUUGUUAUGAGUGAAAUAUCUCCAGAAUGCAAUAUUUCUGUAAACCCCUUUGAAACGAUUAAUCAUAUUGAAUUAAGCCAAAUAUUAAGAGCAGGUACAACCACUAUUCAAGCUAGUCCUUAUUGUGAAAUAAUAGAGUCAGCUAAA
Molecule: messenger RNA, 252 nt
Organism: Racocetra persica
Lineage: Eukaryota; Fungi; Glomeromycota; Glomeromycetes; Diversisporales; Gigasporaceae
Source: the annotation of a GenBank genome assembly